Astyanax mexicanus (Mexican tetra) is the source of this 2946-nucleotide messenger RNA. RefSeq names its product tubulin tyrosine ligase-like family, member 6 (gene ttll6). Gene Ontology annotation, molecular function: tubulin-glutamic acid ligase activity; tubulin binding. The record is from RefSeq and is a predicted model, not a curated record. NCBI's taxonomy places the organism in Eukaryota, Metazoa, Chordata, Actinopteri, Characiformes, Acestrorhamphidae. Bases 322 to 2676 code for a protein of 784 amino acids. Gene Ontology annotation, biological process: microtubule cytoskeleton organization; protein polyglutamylation. Gene Ontology annotation, cellular component: cilium. The transcript has 16 exons.
CGUCUGACCCAGUGCACUGAUCUGCUCCCCGCGCGCUGAGACGCUGAGCCACAGCAGCGCGCGCACGGUCAGUCCGUGUUAAUGCGGGUCAGCACGCGCUGUCUGACCUGCUGUCUGUAAUCACACACCGCGCGCCGUUACAGCAGGAUACAGGGCUUAUGUGCCAGCAGUGAGACGGACAUGUGGCCCAGUUUGUGUCAACCCAAGAGGGAGAUUGACAGCUCUCCAGAAGGCAGACAGAACUGAGUGCAGACGGAGCUGUUCCACCUGAAGCUAAAGCCUCUAUUAACCUCGCCAGAAAGUUCCUGACAAAUCCACAGCAUGGGGCUUCCUGCAGAGAGUUCAGACCCCCAGGACUCCUAUCAGUGUGAGCCCAAAGCAGGGGAGGAGGGAGAGGGCUGGGGUAGUGACGGCCAUGCUGAAGCCGGCACCCCAACCCCUUUAUCUACAGGGAACAAGAAGAAAAAGAAAAAGAAGAAGAGAUUGUGGAUCAAUCUCACAAACUGUAAAUAUGAAAGUGUGCGCCGAGCUGCUCGCAAAUAUGGUCUGCGAGAGGCUGGAGAGGGAGAAGACUGGACGUUGUUUUGGACAGAUUGUUCUGUCUCUUUGGAUAGAGUAAUGGAUAUGAAGCGAUACCAGAAAAUCAACCACUUUCCAGGAAUGAGUGAGAUCUGCAGGAAAGAUCUUUUAGCCAGAAACAUGAACCGUAUGUUAAAACUCUUUCCCAAAGACUACAACAUCUUUCCCCGGACAUGGUGCCUCCCUGCAGAUUACAGUGAUUUUCAAGCCUACACGAGAGCCAAAAAGCACAAAAUGUACAUCUGCAAGCCAGACUCUGGGUGCCAGGGUCGUGGUAUCUUUCUCACCAAGUCCAACAAGGACAUUCGCCCAGGGGAACACAUGAUCUGUCAGGUGUAUGUAUCCAGGCCGUUCAUAAUUGACGGAUUCAAGUUUGACCUGCGCGUUUAUGUGUUGGUGACUAGCUGUGACCCCUUUCGCAUCUUUGUAUAUAACGAGGGUCUGGCCCGCUUCUGUACCAAUCUGUACAAUGAGCCCACCAGCAGCAACAUGGGUGAUGUUUGCAUGCAUCUGACCAACUAUGCCAUCAACAAGCACAGUGAGAAUUUUGUGCGGGAUGAUGACACAGGCAGCAAACGGAAGCUGUCUACUCUUAACAAGCAUCUGGAGGCCAUGUGUUACAACACAGAGAAAGUGUGGGUGGACAUUGAGGAUGUGAUUAUAAAGACCCUUAUCUCUGCUCACCCAAUUCUAAAGCACAACUAUCAUACCUGCUUUCCCAACCACGCCUCAGGGAGUGCAUGUUUUGAGAUCCUCGGCUUUGAUGUUUUGCUGGAUCAUCGGCUCAAGCCCUGGCUUCUGGAGGUCAACCAUUCUCCAAGCUUCACUACAGAUUCUCGCUUGGACCGUGAAGUAAAGGAUGGUUUGUUGUAUGACACUCUGGUGCUGAUUAACCUGGGGGCAUGUGAUCGCAGAAAGAUUAUGGAAGAGGAGAAGCGAAGGGUGAAAGAACGACUACAGCAGAAUCGCUCAAGAGAGGCCAGGAGUGAAGAACUUCGGCAGUCCCAUGCAACCAAUAUGGAGCAAAUGGAGAGAUAUGAAAGCAAACACUUGGGAGGAUUCCGACGAAUCUACCCCAGAGAAGGUGGAGAGAAAUACGAGAAGUACUUCAAACACAGUAGCUCACUCUUCCAGGAGACAGCAGCCUCCAAAGCCAGGGAGGAGUGUGCUAGGCAGCAGCUGCAGGAGCUGCGUCUGAAAGAAGAGCAGAAGGGAAAUCACAGACGGGACCUGCAAGGAGAAUCUGCUGGGGAAAGAGCCAAACCACGAAAAUCUCAGACUCACUCCACACACCCCGGCACAAACUCUGAACAACAAGAUUUCCUCUCCAUGCCUUCACAACCUUCUUCAGGAGUAGACAAUUCUCAAGUUCUGGAUGUGUCAGAAGAAGAGGAGGUGGAGCGAGUGAAUGGACUCCUCCAAAGGGAGAAUUUGCUGCGGGACUUAGGUGUGGUCGACCAGGUGUACAGGCUAUUUCAAGACACCCAGCGUCAGUCUGAUCCUGCCAAACACCAACAAGAACAGGCCAAUUUUCAUUCAUGUAACAGACAUGAUAAAGUGAGCAAGAUGGAUUCUCUGGCAGAGUUCUGGAGGCAAAAGCAUCCUUGCGCUGUGAUUCAGAGGCAGGUCCCUCCAGGAGCUAAGCCCUGUCUGCGGUACGUUCCUACUCGCCUCCUGCAGCAGGACACGCACUGGCUCACACGGGAGUCUGGACCUGCUCGGCCAGCGCUGACUGAGCAAAGCAGUCUGCAGCGCUAUGUGCUGGAACUGACAACAGCGACAACAGAGGCUGAGAAGCAAGCCAGAACAGAUCAUAGGAGGGCCAGUAGUGCUCAUCGAGUGCAUUGCACAAAUGCUGGUCCUUUAAUAAAACAAGGCACUAUAAGGUCCUCUUUUGCGGAGUCAAGGACACAAGCUGCAGUGACGGCUGUGCCACAGCUGGUUUCCAGAGGACUCCACUAUGCUCCAGUAUCUUCUCACCCUAAAACCAUGCAGAGUCUGUUCAUCAUCUCCACCUCAGCCCCUCUGGUCCCAAGACCAGAGCUCUCAUAUACCCUCCGCAAAGCUCCCCGCAAAGAACCCCAGCUGGGCCACUGAUGUGGAGGGCAUCACUGCUCAGAAAACAGUUCUCAACAGCCAAGCUGAGGAAUCAACAGAACACUUCCCUGCAGUACCUCAGCUCCAGACAGCUUUUUUGAUCAAUUGUAUUUUUAUAUUAAAGAACUUGGGGGUUCUCUUUUAAACAGUGGUGUAAAGAAUUGCAUCAUUAACUUGGUAUUAAGAGACUGGUGCCUGAUGUAAGUAACUGAUUUUUUUUAUGUAACUGAGCCAGUUGGAAACAUAUUUAAAUAAAAAUCACUUUCGUGA